Messenger RNA from Closterium sp. NIES-65, 438 nucleotides. Lineage: Eukaryota; Viridiplantae; Streptophyta; Zygnematophyceae; Desmidiales; Closteriaceae. The record is from the annotation of a GenBank genome assembly.
AUGGGCGAGGAGCCCGGUGAGCGCACAGGCGAGGGCGCAGGGGAGGGCGCAGGGGAGGGCGCAGGGGAGGGCGCAGGGGAGGGCGCAGGGGAGGGCACAGGGGAGGGCGCAGGGGAGGGCGCAGGGGAGGGCGCAGGGGAGGGCUCAGGGGAGGGCGCAGGGGAGGGCGCAGGCGAGGGCGCAGGCGAGGGCGCAGGUGAGGGCGAGGGCGAGGCGGUGGGGUUGGGAGGGGGGAAGCAGGAGACGAGGAGGGAGGAGAGGAGGUCCCAGCAGCAGAAGGCGGCGUGCGAGCGCGACGUGGCGAGCAGCAGACGCGCUCGCCGUUCCCCGGACGACUGUUUCCGCAGCCCCCUGCCACCCGCACUGCACGGGUUGCGGGCGGAAGCGCGGCGAGUCCUGAGCGGAGCAGGGGCGAUCGCAGUCCGACUCGUCGUCUGA